CCAGCUACAGAGGGGUAGGGUUCGGCUCUUGUGCAUUCGCUGUUGGUUCCCCUUGAGUACCUUUACCUCCCAUUCACCUGAUUCUUCCGUCUUUUUCAAGUCCUGACUCAUCAGUUUCAUAGUUUUAUCUUCCUCGCUCUUUUACUCUUUCUUUUCUUCGCAGCUCAGCAUGCAGGAAAAAGAAGCCUCCCCACACGGAUUCCUGCCUAGGUUCCAGCAUUUCGCUACGCAGGCCAUCCACGUGGGCCAAGAACCGGAGCAAUGGACCUCCCAAGCUGUAGUGCCCCCCAUCUCGCUGUCCACCACGUUCAAGCAAGGGGCUCCUGGCCAGCACUCGGGUUUUGAGUAUAGCCGUUCUGGAAAUCCCACCCGGAAUUGCUUGGAAAAAGCAGUGGCGGCGCUGGAUGGGGCUAAGUACAGUUUGGCCUUUGCUUCAGGUUUAGCAGCCACUGUGACCAUUACCCAUCUCUUAAAAGCAGGAGACCAAAUUAUUUGUAUGGAUGAUGUGUAUGGAGGUACAAACAGGUACUUCAGGCAGGUGGCAACUGAAUUUGGAUUAAAGAUUUCUUUUGUUGAUUGUUCCAAAACCAAAUUGCUAGAGGCAGCUAUUACACCAGAAACCAAGCUUGUUUGGAUUGAAACCCCCACAAAUCCUAGCUUGAAGAUGAUUGACAUUGAAGCCUGCGCACAUACGGUCCAUAAACAUGGAGACAUCAUUUUGGUUGUGGAUAACACUUUUAUGUCAGCAUAUUUCCAGCGGCCUUUGUCUCUGGGAGCUGAUAUUUGUAUGUAUUCAGCAACAAAAUACAUGAAUGGUCACAGUGAUGUUGUAAUGGGCUUAGUGUCACUGAAUUCUGAGAGCCUUCAUGAUAGGCUCCGUUUCUUGCAAAAUUCUCUUGGAGCAGUUCCAUCUCCUAUUGACUGUUACCUCUGCAAUCGGGGUCUGAAGACUUUACAAGUCCGCAUGGAGAAGCAUUUCGAAAACGGAAUGGCAGUUGCUCAGUUUUUGGAGUCGAAUCCUCAGGUGGAAAAGGUUAUUUAUCCUGGGCUGCCUUCUCAUCCUCAGCAUGAGCUGGCCAAGCGUCAGUGCGCAGGCUGCCCGGGGAUGAUCACCUUUUAUAUCAAGGGCUCUCUUCAACAUGCUGAAACUUUCCUCAAGAACUUAAAGUUAUUUACUCUGGCUGAGAGCUUGGGAGGAUACGAAAGUCUUGCUGAGCUUCCGGCAAUCAUGACCCAUGCAUCAGUGCCUAAGAGCGACAGAGAAGUCCUUGGAAUUAGUGACACACUUAUUCGACUCUCAGUGGGCUUAGAGGAUAAACAAGACCUACUGGAUGAUCUAGAUCAAGCUUUGAAGGCAGCUCACCCUCCAAAUGCAAGUUCCAACUAGCAUCCCGGAAUUGCUGUUGGUGACUGCUUCCUGAGACGAUCAAAUCUGAAUAAUUGAAUGGACUGUUAAUGAGCCUCCACAGAAUUUUCAAAUGAAAAUUUUAAGGCACCUCGUUACCUUUCACAGCUGUAAUCUUCCUGGGAUCAUCCCUGUUAAAAAAUGUCCUCUUUCCCUUAUUGGAACUGACAGGUCAAUUCUGUUCAGAUCUUUUUAUUAAUUUUGAUAUACAUGUGCCUCUGAAGGAGGUGAGAUUUGUGAUGCUAUUGGGGAUUGUAUUCUUUUUUUCAAGUUUAAGAUUUAUAUUGAUUAUGUUUACAAUGUAAUGGUAAUUCAUUUUUGAUGUUUUCUGAGGAAUUUAAAUUAUUGAAUAAAUGUUCUUAAGUUAAGUGUGAUUUUUGUAUUGUUGAAGAUAGCACUCAAAGCAAUGGUUUACACUUAAUUAUCAUAAGCCAAAAAUCAAAUAUCUGAAAAGUCUGUGAAAUUCUACUGAUUUAAGGUUGUACUUACUAUUUUUUUAAGAAUAAAUCUAAUUACCACAUGCA
Messenger RNA from Bubalus bubalis (water buffalo), 1929 nucleotides. It is a transcript of the gene CTH, whose product is annotated as cystathionine gamma-lyase. NCBI's taxonomy places the organism in Eukaryota, Metazoa, Chordata, Mammalia, Artiodactyla, Bovidae. Gene Ontology annotation, cellular component: cytoplasm. Gene Ontology annotation, biological process: transsulfuration. The record is from RefSeq and is a predicted model, not a curated record. Gene Ontology annotation, molecular function: pyridoxal phosphate binding; cystathionine gamma-lyase activity. Bases 170 to 1387 code for a protein of 405 amino acids. The transcript has 12 exons.